AUGAUUCCGGGAGACGGUGGCAGUCAGAUCGAUGCGAAGCUGGAUAAGGCUGAAGUUCCCCAUUAUUUUUGCGAUAAGAAAACCGAUGAAUACUUUAACCUAUGGCUAAAUUUGGCACUUUUGGUGCCAUUUGUGAUCGACUGUUGGAUCGAUAAUAUGAAACUCGUUUAUGACAACACAACCCGAACCACAUCUAACUCUAUUGGCGUUGAGACCCAAGUGCCCGGUUUGGGCAAUACAUCGACCGUCGAGUACGUAGACCCGAGUCGAGUACCCGUUUCCGGUUAUUUCAAUAAUCUCGUCGCACAACUCGUGAAGUUUGGUUAUGAGAGAGGAGUGACACUCAGAGGAGCCCCGUAUGACUUCCGCAAAGCCCCGAAUGAGUUGUCCGAUUACUUGGAUCAGGUGAAGGCAUUAGUUCAGGACACUUACGAGAAGAACAAUAAGACAAAAGCUAUUCUAUUGUGUCAUUCAAUGGGAUGUCCGACAAUGUUAUACCUAUUGAAUAGUCAAACGCAACGGUGGAAAGACAAGUAUGUGAAGUCAUUGGUAACGCUGGCGGGUCCGUGGGGUGGGGCCGUCAAGUCGCUCAAGGCUUUCGCUUCGGGAGACAAUUUCGGUGUUGUCGUCGUUCCCUCUCUUACUAUACGCGAAGACGAGCGAACUUUUCCGAGUUUGGCGUAUCUUUUGCCCAGCGAUAAGGUAUGGGAAGCCGACGAAGUGCUGAUGGAGUCAACGCUCAGGAACUAUACGGUCAGUAAUUACAGAGAUUUUUUUGAAGACAUCAAUUAUAUGACGGGUUAUAAUAUGUGGCUCGACGUCCGGAAUCUGACAUAUAAUAUGACACCUCCGGGCGUCGAAGUGCAUUGUCUUCACGGCCACGGACUCGACACUAUGCAUAAACUGGUCUACAAUAAGGGCAAGUUUCCCGACUCUCAGCCGCAUGUGGUCUACGGUGACGGCGACGGCACUGUUAACGUCAAAAGUCUCAACGCAUGCCUCCAAUGGAAGGGAAAGCAGAAGCAAAACGUCUUUCACCAAAGUUAUGUCAAUUCGGAUCAUAUGCUUAUAAUGAGUGACCCAAGAGUACUGUAUAUAAUAACAACAGAUCCCAAUCGACAGAAUCCCAUUCGCGUCAAUGGCUGGACAUAUCCUUUCCAUUGGCUUCAAAUCAUUGCAUGGAUUUUCUAUUUGCUUAUGAGUUUGAUUUGUUUCACAUUCAUUGUGCCCACACUUCCCAACACAACCAUCAGAUGUGUAGUACUUGGGAUCAAAGUAUUUCUAUUUAUCGUGCAUUUUAUAACCCAUGUGUUUGCGGUGACAAUAAAUCCUGUGGACAAUAAUGUUGCCGAGAAAUUAGACGCGAGCCGAGACCGGCCAAAGUUUGACCGCUCGAAGCACUCGCAUGUCAUUGAAAACCAGUUCUGUUACAUAUGCGAGACGACCGUCGGCUCUAAGUCCAAACACUGCAGUCUCUGUAAUAAAUGUGUCUCAGAAUUUGAUCAUCACUGCAAAUGGCUUAACAAUUGUGUCGGCGGCAAGAAUUAUAGAUGGUUCAUAUACUGUGUAGUGUCUGCACUCUUAGGAUCGGUAGUCAUUUUCAUCAAUUGUCUCGUCUUAACGAUUGCAUAUUUUUCAGCCGACAGUUGGCUUUACCAAUGUAUGGGGCUUUCAACGUACGAAUUCGUGGUAAAUCACCGCAAAGACAAACCAAAGAAGUCAUUGAUGUCCGGAAUGCUCAACGAUUCCGAACGAAACAAAUUAGUUAACUAUUUAACACGUCUACAGAAAUUGAUGGCAAUUGUUGUUUGCACUAAAAAACGGGUCAAACCAUCGGAUAUCGCAGAUAUCAAUAGUCCUAAUCAUAUGAAACGCUCAAAAGACCAACAAUUCAUCGAAUCCGUGGUUAAAGACGUGACGAACGGAGAAAAUGGUGAGACAUUUGAGAUCUCGGAUGUCAUGAAAAGUAUAGAAAAUUCAAAUAACGAAAUGAAAGCCAAAAAUGAAACCAUGUUUUCGCCUCAAAAAAGUGGUCAACAAAUUGAAAGACAAUUAAACGAAUUAAACAAAAACAAUGAAAAAUUUGUUAAGAAAAUCAACCCAGAAAUCGAUACAACGACUGCCAGUCCUAAAGCAAAGACAUCGCCGGAAGCGGGAGUUGUGUCGGAUGGCAGCGAUGGUGUGGCCAAAAGUGAGCCUAUAUUUAAGCCAUUGAACGAGAGUCUUGACGAUAGCGGUCGCACGAGUCGACUGUCAUUCGUGAAUAAAAGUGAUUUCAUUGUGCCGUCGGUUUGGUCGGAGUCGGGCUUCGCGUCCAUCCCUUCCAACCAAUUGUACAUUCGUUACAAUACUUAUAAACAAAACGAUAAUAACGUUAGACUCAAUCGAUUGCAUCGAAAGCGACAGCAAAUCAAUCAUGAAAUGAAUGCAAACAAUGAUAACACAAACACUAUUACCACUAAUGCAUGAAAUAAAUCAAUUGAAGUGCAAUUCAUAUCCAAAUUAAAUGUCUUUUAAUAGUGAACUAAAACU
Messenger RNA from Medioppia subpectinata, 2532 nucleotides. The record is from the annotation of a GenBank genome assembly. Lineage: Eukaryota; Metazoa; Arthropoda; Arachnida; Sarcoptiformes; Oppiidae.